AUGAGGGCGGGGGAGCAGGCGAAGAGAUACUUCAACAUCACCAUCAUCAUCCGUGUAGAACAGCUCGAUGACUGCAUGCAGACCCCAUACCUGAUCCAAGCGCAGAUGGCCUGGCAGGGCAAGAAGCUGCUGUCAGGCCAGACUGUGCUCAAGACCCAUGCUCAGCCUUGCAAGGACAGAAGAGUCUCGUGGUACGACGAAGUCCAUCCUUUCAACAGUGAGGAGGGAAUCGGGUUGAACGCCCGCUGA
This is a messenger RNA of Guillardia theta CCMP2712, 249 nucleotides long. RefSeq lists its product as hypothetical. The coding region runs from base 1 to 249 and encodes 82 amino acids. NCBI's taxonomy places the organism in Eukaryota, Cryptophyceae, Pyrenomonadales, Geminigeraceae. The transcript is spliced from 3 exons. The record is from RefSeq and is a predicted model, not a curated record.